GUGUCCCCUGCCCGCAGUCUCCCAGCUUUGCCUUGCACCAGGAAUUACAAUGAAUUUUGCAGCACAGUUUCUGUACUCCAGGGUGUUAAAAAACAGAAGUCCCAGAGAGCGCUCCAGGGAAGAUGAAGACUACGAUCCUUUCUGGCAAAGGUUGGAGAACAUUGCUGUCUGACUUAGAGCUAGAGUGCUCCUUUUUCCCUCUCAGGGGUCAUGGUCAGCUCUCGGGGUCCACCCAGGGCCAGGCCCACGGACAUGACAACCCCUGGACCCCUCCUGCCUCCUUAUGGUGUCGUAGUUGGAGUUUUGCUUCACCUCGUUGUUUAUUUAGUCGCUGUGCUGUAUAGUUAUGCUGAGCAGCUGUUCUUGGAAAAGGAUGACAAUAAAAUAAAGAAACAAGAUGCCCCAUCACUUUGUGAUCUUCACUGUUGUAAGGACGGGCCAAUAAGAAAUGGCCUUAUUGGGCAGAAGCCACCCCCUAUCAACCCUGAGAGACUGAAAGACUUUGGUGAGGAGGAUUACCUGAAUGGGGAUGUGAAGACCUGGGGAAUGAAGAUAGUGAGCCGUAAUGAGGAGUUACUUAGAGAUGCCCUUUCCUGCAUCCCUCAGUCAAGCAGUAGGACCAGCCUGUCAAGCUGUAACAAGCUGAUUCGAUUUGAAGAUAUUAGUGCAGCAGCUUUCAAAAUCCAGUGUGGAAUUCAGAAAACCCCUUGCAUGUAUUCUAGGCUAUCCAAGCAGUAUGGAAUGGACAUCUACCUAAAGAAAGAGUUCCUUCAGUACACAGGAUCCGUGAAGGAGCGAGGUGUAUGUUACCUUCUGACAUCAUUGCCUCAGGAUCAGCAAAGAAAAGGGGUGAUUGUGGCUUCGGACAGCAACUUCUCCAUGGCUGUUGCUUACCACGCCUCAGAGCUCCGUAUUCCAGUAUUUGUCAUCAUGUCAACCAGCACGUCCCCGGCCAGGGUGAAAAUGUGCCGUGAAUAUGGUGCCAUGGUUAUAUCCUAUGGUGCUACAGCAAAGGAUUCCCAGAUGCAUGCAAGAAGGCUGGCGCAGGAGAAUGGUUACCUCUACCUUGAAGAGGAGGAUAGUGCUGUCUACCUGUCAGGCCUGGGAACUGUGGGGCUGGAGGUGUACGAGCAGGUGCCAAAGCUGGAUGCAGUGAUUUUCCCGGCAGGAGGCCACUGUGGCUUGCUGGCAGGGUCAGCUGCUGCACUCAAACACCUAAACCCACAUAUUGCUAUAAUUGGGGUUGAAUCUGAAAGUUUUCCUGUAUUGCAACAGUCCUUAAAAGCUGGCCACCCAACUGAAGACCAGGCUUGCAGCAAUCAUCACUUUUAUGGUGGUAAGAAAACAGAUUAUUCUUUUGGAGAUGUGAGUGGACUUUGCUUUGGCAGCAAUUCUUUGCAGCUGACUGGGAAACUAGUGGAUAAAGUUGUUGCUGUGAGGGAGGAGAACAUCCUCAUUUCGAUGCUGAGAUUGCUGGAGUAUGAGCGAGCCACAGUUGAUGCAGAAGGGGCCAUUGGACUUGCAGCGGUGGUUGCAGGGAAGCUGCCUGAGUUGAAGGGUAAAAGAGUGGCAAUUGUUCUAUGCAGUGGAAACUUGGAGCUACAUUUGAUGCAAGAGUGCAUAGGUCGUGCCCUGGCCCUCGAUAACAGAGUGUGCAGAUUUUCUUUUGUGCUUUCUGACUGCCCAGGAGACAUCUCAAAGCUACUGGAGAUUUUGGCUCGGGAAGAAGCAAGAGUUUUGGAUAUCAAACAAGAACGUGUGUUUGUGACAUCUGAGCUCUUCACUGUUGAGGUCAUCUGCACUGUGGAGACCAGAGACAAGAUCCACACAGCCCAGCUGAGGAACGCGCUCCUGGAACGCUACCCCACAGCCACCUUGACGGAGCGGUGAUAGGCACAGCACAAGGGAAAAGGCUGAGGUCUUCUGACACGUGUUUUACACAGCCCUAACCUUGGGGCAUUCAGAAUGAAUAUUAUCUUUCAAAGCAGAACAAUUAGCUAAUAGUUUCAGGAUACUUAUUUCCUGCUCAAAAUGUAGUGAAUGUCCUUGGGAAUAAAGUUAAACACAAAACUUUAGCUUAGUUAAGGGAAACUUCAUAGUCUCUGCUGGUGUUGGAGUUCAAUAAUUCAUUAUCAGCUGGCUGUCUGCAUUUGGCUAGUGUAUAGAAUCCAAUGACGCUCAAUAAAUAAACAGGGAGAAGGCAUUUUUCUUUACACCUGAAUAUAGACAUCUCAAAGGUUUUUGGGCUUGAUGCCCCUCGCUACAGUAAUGCAGCUCCUUCUACUGUUUUUUGCCAUAUUACUAGGGUAGUAAUUCUCCAUUUCCAAGCCAGAAGCAGUUGUCCAUUUGCUGCACCUGUUUCAGGAGAUGUAUACGUGGGGGGGGGGGCGUUCCACACGCCCCUGUUUGUGUAAGAUUUUAGGUAUCCUGUGAGGAAAAAUUAUGCUAAUAAAAUGCAAUUUUUAGAAACAAAACAAUAAAAAAAGCAAAAAGAAAAAGCCAAACCCCAAAGCCACCCUCGGAAGGUAAAAGCCAAUAAUGUAAAAAAAAAAAAAACAGAACAAAACGAAAGAUUUUUUUCGCCAGGAAAAACAAUCCUGUUAUAAAGUGGAGUUGAAAAAAAAUGUUGCAGCAAUAAACCCCACCAUAUUCUGACUAUAACUAGACCUCAUAUGCAGAACAUGAAUGUAAUUCUUCCCUCUGCUUUCAGAGACUCAGUAUAAAAAGUAGCACAUAAAAUGGCUUAUGUUCCUUUUUAAAAAGGGUCUCUCCACCCAUGUGAAUUUUUUAAUUAGCAUUGCACUGAUCAUCUUAGUCUGCCUAAAACAGACUCUAUCCAUCUCACCUGACAGAUUAAGUACACUGUUAGGAGUGAAAUAUAUUUAAAGACCACAUGUUAAUAGCCAAAGGCAGUGCCGGGAGAAGAGGAAGCCCAAGUCUUAGGCACAUGGCUAAUGCAAUUAACAAAGAACACAUUGACCUAAAUACUAUUUCCAUCACUAAAGGCAGAAGCCAGCUGAUAAAGGUAACAUAGUGGGAUGGCAAGAAAUGUAAGAGAAAUUCAGGCCCACUUCUAAGUGUUCAUACAACAGUCGCCUCUCCACUUGGGUUAAAUUUGAUUUAAGGUCGGCUGCAACAGGGUUGAUAUAUACCAUUCCACUUGAUUAAAUUUAACCAGGUUUGACCCAGAUUUGAGAUUUAGGUAUUUUAAUGAGAGGUCUUAAUCCUGCCUCUAACACAGCAAGUUGAUAAUUAAGUAUAAAAAAAUAGAUAUGAUGUACUUAGCAGUGCCCUAGCAGAACCCAGGACAACAUCCAACAAGGUCAGAGUAAAUAUCUCCAUGGGCUGCGUGGGAUCAAAUCAUUCCACUUCCCACGUGCAGAGCUGGGUGAACUGUUGCUGGGUGUCCAUGAAAACCAACUUUUCAUAUAGCUUUUUGUGGAGAAAGAUGCUGUAAGCCCACAGUGACGUUCUCUUGUUAUCAUAUUAUGAUCUAGAAAUUGAGUUUCCAGUUUUAGCCCUCCUUGUCAGCUAGGAAGGGGCUCGCUACCACUUUUCCUUCCCUAGUUCUGCAGUGGGAAACUUCUGUCUCUAAAGCACAAUCAAGAAGUCACAUGUGGCAGAGGAGAUGCCCUGGGUUGGGCAAAAGCUUUUUCUGCCCUCUCUUAACUCUAGUCCAUCAGUAAGCUAGGAAGAACAUCAUCUGGACAGACAGAGAAACUAAACAAAGGGUCCCUAUAGACUAAAAAGAAUGAACUGCAUAUUCAAUCUUAUGCAGAUCUCAUCUGUAUCGUAUCUACUACUUCUGGAUAUACAGCUAUAUCUACAACUUAACUUGUGCCUGCAAGGUAGGAUGAAGAGGGCAACAUUCGGGCUGUCUCUGCAGUAUUUUUUCUGGGAAAUAUUCUGUUCCUUCUUAUUGUGGUUCAUGAAGGAGCACUAAUAGAGCAGAGACUCUCACAAAUGGUGGGCAAAUAACAGAAUUUCACUGACUUGCUCUGAUUUUUGAAAGACCAUGUUGGUUUGCACAUGGAACUAAAAAUUAUUGAUGCCCCAAUGGGUCAUUUCUUUCCCUUCUUGCAACCCAGAACGUGGAGUAAGUAGACGGUUUGGUCUCCUGUUAGUCACAGCCUGUCAGACACAACUUCUUUCUGCAUGAUCAGACAAGUUUAAGAAAUCUGUAUAGAAAUAUGUGAUGACAGACUCCGUAAUGAGUACCUGCUACUUCCAUUGAAACAAGCCAUGAACCACAUCAUCGAAGUGCAGAUCUGGGGAUGUAAAACCACUGUAAAUAAGAGUUUAAUUAUCCACUCAUCUCCUUUGGCAAAACUCUCAGGAAAUUUUGAGGAUGUCUCAGGUAUGUAUGUGAGAAGAAAACAGGACUUCAUAACUGAAGUGCUCAGUAGUGGCCAACAGCUUCUGCUGUCCGAGUCCUCGGUUUGUUGUCCUGCAUUAUCCUGGACUUUAUUUUUUGAGAAGCUCAGAGUAUUAACAACUUCUUUUCUAACUAGUGGGAACUUCAUUUAGCAAGUCUUCACAAAACUGUGGCAAGAGAAGUAGUGGAUGGAUUAACCAACAAUCCAUGGACUCAAAAUCACUGUAUGAUAUUGCAAAUGUGUUUUGCGAGGAAAGAGAAAAAAAAAGUGAUGUCUAAGAUACUUAAAAUGUCAAAUGUGAUAUAUGCAGUUUGGGUUUAUUUUUAUUGUGUUAUAAACAUAAAUUGUAAAUCACUCUUCAGUGCUAAACACUUUACGUGUGAAUAUAAUGAUACCCGAGUGAUUUUCCAUAUAUUGCUUUUAGCCCAUUUGCUUUAAAGCUAAGAUGAAAAACUUCCAAAGGAGGUUGGGGGAAACAAAAAUUAAACUUUUAAAUGAAUGUAUGUGAUUGGAAAUAAUACUGAAAUAUCUGUGCUGCUAACUUUUUCACAUCAUGAAAUAUGAUAGGACUAUGGCAUUUUGAAGAUCUACUAAUGUGGUUUUAAAUGUUUCAUUUAAAGAAGUAUUUUUAUAUGAAGUGUUUUACAAACCUUGAAAAAAAUAACUUUAAUGAUUAUGUAAAAAAUGUCACAGACUGUUAAAUCAGCAAAAUGUAAAUCUAAACAUUGUGUUUACUGAAAAAUAAUUAAAAUUAUGCUAUGCCACCUCAACCAUGAAAGAUUUGUCAUUCUGUCAUAGAGUGCUGAUAGCAGCAUCGUAUUAAAAAUUCAGAGUUCAUUUUUUUCUGUUGUUUGCCAUUGACACAAAAGCUGCAUUGUUCACGCACAGUGAGCUCUGGGCUGAUGGGGGGAGGGA
Cuculus canorus (common cuckoo) is the source of this 5291-nucleotide messenger RNA. Its product is annotated as putative threonine dehydratase. Bases 211 to 1890 code for a protein of 559 amino acids. NCBI's taxonomy places the organism in Eukaryota, Metazoa, Chordata, Aves, Cuculiformes, Cuculidae. Gene Ontology annotation, biological process: L-threonine catabolic process; L-serine catabolic process. Gene Ontology annotation, molecular function: threonine deaminase activity; L-serine ammonia-lyase activity. The transcript has 12 exons. The record is from RefSeq and is a predicted model, not a curated record.